AUGCGCAGGAGCAUCUUUGUCGGCUUUCACAGAGCGGCGUCAAAGUCUUUAGCACAUACCACUUUUACGAAUACUACUCGCGACAAGAGUUUCACGGAAAACAACGCAGUUUUCUUCUCUUUGUGUUUGCGGUGGUUCGCGUCUUCUUCUUCUUCUUCUUCUUCUUCUUCUGUUACGCAAAGGGAGGAGGGAUACAACGCGUCGUCGGGGAUUGCAUCGAAAUCAUCGUCGUCGGUCGUACGCUGCGAUUUGCGAAGAGGAGGAGAGAAAAGCGCGAGCAGCAGUUAUUCGCAUUCCACAGAAACAACACCAACGAGCAGUGGUAAGAUAAGGAGUACAAAAAUCGUCGACGACGACAUGACGGAACAACAACCGAAGAAGAAAAAUAAUCACGUCGUCUUCGUCCUCGGUGGCCCCGGCGCUGGGAAAGGCACGCAAUGCGCAAACAUCGUCCGCGACUAUAACUUCACGCACCUCUCCGCGGGGGAUUUACUGAGAGCACACAUGAAAUCCGGCACAGAGGAUGGAAAUAUGGUCGCACAAAUGAUCAAAGACGGAAAAAUCGUCCCGAGCGCAGUGACGGUGAAACUCUUAUUAAACGCGAUGGCAGAUUCAAAAUCGAAUCGAUUUCUGAUCGAUGGGUUCCCGAGGAACAAAGAAAACCGAGACGCCUGGGUCUCGGAAGCCGGGUACGAUUGCGAUUUCGUCUUAAUGUACGACUGCACGGAAGAGGUGAUGCUGGAAAGAUUGUUAGGACGAAACGAAGGGAGGACGGACGAUAACGUGGAAUCGAUCAAGAAGAGGUUCGUGACGUUUCGAGAGAGCUCCGUGCCGGUGGUGGAGUUUUACGAAACCUUGGGGAAGGUGAGGAAAGUCGACGCGAUCGCGACGCCGGAGGAAGUGUACGAGAAAACGAAGGAGAGUUUUGCACAGUUCGAAUAG
Bathycoccus prasinos is the source of this 942-nucleotide messenger RNA. RefSeq lists its product with no specific name. Gene Ontology annotation, biological process: UDP biosynthetic process; CDP biosynthetic process; 'de novo' pyrimidine nucleobase biosynthetic process. Gene Ontology annotation, cellular component: cytoplasm; nucleus. Gene Ontology annotation, molecular function: ATP binding; UMP kinase activity. Bases 1 to 942 code for a protein of 313 amino acids. NCBI's taxonomy places the organism in Eukaryota, Viridiplantae, Chlorophyta, Mamiellophyceae, Mamiellales, Bathycoccaceae. The record is from RefSeq and is a predicted model, not a curated record. The transcript has a single exon.